UUACAUGAAACAAGAAAAGAUAAAAAUAAAAAUAAAAAUAAAAUGCAUUUCUUAUCGUCAUCAAUGUAAGAGUGCCCAAUAUUGGAUUCAUUUUUUUAAUCAAUUCAAGGUAAUAACUACGAUGAUGAUGAUGAUGAUUACGGCAAACAUUGUUUCCAUAUGAGGAAGAAAGAAAGAGAAGAAAAUUGAACCAUUGGAAAAACAUUACAAAGAAGAAAAAGAAUGCCAUUGUCGAUAUCAUCAUCAUCAUAUCAAGCCCUAAAAAACGACAACAUACUGCUAGUCAUCAUUCAAAUCUAUUGUCCACAUAUAUAUUUAAUAUAUUUAUGUAAUAAGAGAACAUUGUUGAUCAUUGACUUGAUUCAAGAAAGAAAAUGAUUCAUUGAUUCAUUCAUACAAUUUAUUCAAACAAACAAACAACAACUAUUAAGACUUUACAAUCAUCUCUCUCUCUUAUGAGAAAAAAUCGGUUUUGAUUCUCGAUUCGUAAGUCGACUUUUAUUCAUUCAUUUUUUCAUCGUCAACGACAACGAAACAAGUGAUCUAGUCCUCAACAAAAAUUUCAUACAUUUUUCAAUUCAUCAGUUCAACGAUGAUCAUUUCAAAGCAGAUUUGAAACUUUUCCACAUGAAUCUGAUGGUGAUGAUGAUGAUGUGAUUUCUUUUUUCAUUCAUCCGUUAUCCGUGUCGAAAAAAAUCCAUUUUCUUUAUAACAUAUACCUCCCUUUUUUGUGUUUUAUUUUGUGAUUUCUGGAAAAACCCCGUUAUUUCUGACUGACUGACUUUUUGGCAACAAAUAAGAUAAUCAUUAUUCCAUUUUAUCGAUUUGAUAAUCAAAAUCAUUAAAAUGUCGACGACAAGCAAUAAGUCAACGACAAUAAGCCGAAUUCCAUCAUCGGCAAGUUCGGGUGGCCUAAUGAAAUUGAAAUCACAAUCAAAACAACAACAGCAGCAGCUAGGCAGUAAUGAAAGUAUUUCAUCAAAUGCAAGUUCUACUUCUACGACGAAAAUUCGUUCAUCGAUUCCAAAGGCAAAAUCAUCGUUAUCGGGAAAUACGCUUGGUGAUGAUUCAUUAAUAGAUGAUUUUCAUUUGGAAGAAAAAGUCUGGGUCAAUGGCUCUCGUCCGGGUAUUAUUCGUUUUAUUGGUGAUACUAAAUUUGCUUCGGGCAAAUGGAUUGGUGUUCAGUUAACAUCACCGGAUGGUAAAAAUGAUGGAUCUGUAUCCGGUGUCAGGUAUUUUUCCUGUCCAAACAAUUGUGGUGUAUUUGUGAAGGCACAACGGCUUACCAAAGCACCGAUGCCUGAAUCGGUUUUUCAAAAACGAUUAACCUCUCCAGCACGUGAAACAAAUAACAACGGAACAAUGAUACAGAAUGGAACCAACAACAACAACAAUGAUACAGCAUCAGAGAAAUCAUCAAACACUCAUUCGGAUAUUGCUUCAAAUACAAGCCUCUUGUUGAAGAAUUCACCAUUCCUUCAACAUUCAGCUGUAUCAUCCGUGAAUGGAAAACCAGCUCGUAUUCAUGGUCUUUCUAUCGGUGAUCGUGUAUUAGUGAAUGCAAGUUCGGGAACAAAACUCGGAACUUUACGUUUCUUAGGUGAAACAGAUUUUGCUGUCGGACAAUGGGCUGGUAUCGAAUUGGAUGACCCACUUGGUAAAAAUGAUGGAUCGGUUGCCGGUAAACGAUAUUUUGAAUGUAAAAUGAAAUAUGGAUUAUUUGCUCCAUUACAUAAAAUUUCCGCUGCUCCAUUAAGUGCCCUGAACAAAUCGAAUGAUUUGCAGUCGAAACGAAAAGUAUCAGGAUCUACUGGAUCGAAAAUUGGUUCUACAUCACGUUUAUCUCGCUGUGGUAGUCAAGAAUCGGUUAGUUCGAUUGCAUCGUCUGUUGCUUCAUCAACAGCCACUGGUCGUCUUAGCCGUACCGGUAUACGAUUAGGCGUCACUUCAUUGAAAUCACCACCAUCAACAAACGGCGCAGGCAUUGGAUCAUCAUCAUCAUCAAAAUCUACAACAGCUGCAGUUGUUGCCGGUACUGGUGCAGCUAUUUUGGAAGCUUUGAAAGAAAAAGAUGAACACAUUGCUCAAUUAUUGAAAGAAAGAGAUUUGGAACGUGGUGAAUUUUCACGUGUUGCAUUGCAAGCAGAUGAACUUGAAGAACGUAUAGCUACAUUACAGGCAGAAAAUGCACGUAUUGCUACCGAAGCUGAUGAAGAGAUGUCUGAAUUAAAACGAUUGAAUCAAGAAUAUGAAGAAGUGCAGCUAAAAUUAUCGAAUCAAUUGGAAGAGGAACGUAGACGUUUGGAGGAUAUACAAUUUCGUUUGGAAGAAGAAUCGCUUGCGAAAUUAGACCUAGAAUCUACUGUUGAAACAUUGAAAAAAGAUAUUGAAAAUUUAAAACAUGCAAAUGUUUCGGAUUCAUCUCGAAAAAUCUCAAACAUUGAUACUCCGAAAAUGGUGUAUGAUAGCUUACUAGAAGAAUUCCAACGACGACAAAAAAGCUUGGAAGAUAAAGUUGAUGAUAAAGAGAAUGAAAUAUUUGCUUUACAAGAGGAAAUCACCCGCAAAGAGGAGACAAUAUUUCAGCUUGAAGCAUCAGCUGAAAAACGUAAAACCGAAAUGGAAAGUUUACGUGCACGUUUACGUGAAGUAGAAAUGGAAUUGGAAAAGAUUCACCCACGUUCACAACGAUUACAAGAAACUGUGGAUGAAUUGAAACGUCUACAACGACUGGAAAAUGAUUGUCGCCUAAUACGACAAGAACGAGAUAAUCUUCUUGAUGAUAUUAAAAAUUAUGAAACAAAAAUGUUUGCAAUGGAAGAAAAAUUGAUUGAAGAAGUGAAACAAGUCAAAGAUAGUAACGAACAAGCUACUACUGCUAAAAUCACUUUUCUCGAAGCUGAUCUAGAGAAAAAGACUCGUCAAGAAAGAUUUUUGGAAGAGAAAUUAAUUGAGACAAAAAGUCGUUAUGAAAAAUUUGAAAGUCAAGUCAAUUCAUUAGCCGAUCAGCUUCGUGAUUUACGUCGAACGUAUGAAGAAGAAUGUCGUCGUCGUAAAACAGCGGAAGAAAAGAUCCAACAAUUAAAUGGUCAUAAUCAAUCGUUACAAUUGAAAAUCGAUGAGCUUGUACACAAAAGUGGUUCAUCGUCGGAUAUGUUGUCACGAUUGAAUGAAGAACUUGUUCAACGACAACAACAAACAUCGAAAAAAGAAUCAGAAUUACGCUCCGAAAUUGAAUCAUUGCACAGAGAAAAUCAAGAACGUGAAAUUGAAAUUAGAAAUUUAAAAGUUGAAAUUGAAAAUCAAAAAUCAUUGCUCACACGAUUCGAAACAAAAGAAUCUGAUGUAGAGAAAUUGAUUCAAGCUAAUUUAAAUGAAUUAAAACUAACGCGAAGUGAUAAUGAACAAAAACAGCGUCUUGUAGAUGAUCUUAAAAUGCAGCUCAAACAAUUGAAAGAUCAAAUGCAACAAGCUGAUAGGCAGCAAGGUUCAUUGAAAGAUGAAUUAGAAAGCCAAUUUAUGAAAUCACAAAAAGAAUUGGCCGAAUCAAGACAGAAAAUUGUUUCGUUAAAUGAUGAAUUAUCUCGAUUAAAGAAUGUUUUGAUCGAAAUUGAAAAUGAACGUGAUGGUUAUCGUAAUGAAAUCGAACGUUUAGAACGUUCAUGUUGCGAACAUCAGUUAAAAAUCGAAAGACUUGAUGAACAAUUGGUUGAAUCAUCACGCCAAUUUGAUGAUUAUCGAACACGUGUCGAGAAUCAAUUUGAUUCUCAACGACAAAAUUCUACUAUUAUCUCAUCGCUUCGCACCGAUCUAGAUGGAUCGAAUCGAAAAUGUCAAACAUUGGAUGAUGAGAACCGAUUACUUCGUGGUGAAAAUGCAUCUUUAGCAUCAAAAGUUCGUGAACUACAAGAAGAUAUUGAAGGAAUGAAACAACGACAUCAACAAGUGUUGGAUGGAUUUGAAUUUGAAUGUAAACAAAUGACCAAUCGAGCAAUUGAUGCUGAAUCUAGAGCUGAACAACAACAACAACAGUUGGAACAUCUUGAAUCACAACAACAGUUAGCUUUAGAAGAAUUUCGUCGACAAGCUGAAGUGGAAAAGAGAAUGAUGGCAGCUAAAUUGGAUCAAUUGGAAGCUCGGGUACGUGAACAACAUGAAUUGGUCAUACAGCAACAGGAAUUGGACCGAAGAACGCGUACAAAUUCCACCGGUGGAGAAGAAGCUUCGUUUGAGCAACAAAUUGAUUUCCUUAAUUCAGUAAUUGUUGAUAUGCAAAAGAAAAAUGAUGAACUUCGUAAUCGUGUACAAGUUUUGGAAGAAAUUGGUCUUGGAGAAUUUGAGAAUUCGUUUCAAACACAAGUGCAAACUACCCGUAGUAGUAGCAAUAGUAAUGGCUUAACAAAUGGCCAUAUACGAACUGUUCGAAAAUAUUGUGAUAUUUGUGAAAUAUUUGAUUCUCACGAAACGGAAGAUUGUCCACAACAAUCAUCCAACAUGAUGGUAAACGGUGGUAAUAUGGUUGUUGGACAAGAACCAGGUCAUACUUAUAAUGCAGUGGAUCGUACACAACAACGUGCAUAUUGUAUGCAAUGUGAAAGAUUUGGUCAUGACACGGAACAAUGUCCAUUGGAAAAUGAAACAUUCUAAUUAUGAGUUUAUCUUAUUUAUCUAUCUUUUUUUUUGACAUUUUGCAAUCACAAAUUUCAUUUUUUCCUUUUGUUUUUGUUGUUGUUUUAGUUUAU
Molecule: messenger RNA, 4742 nt
Organism: Dermatophagoides farinae (American house dust mite)
Lineage: Eukaryota; Metazoa; Arthropoda; Arachnida; Sarcoptiformes; Pyroglyphidae
Biological process (GO): cytoplasmic microtubule organization
Cellular component (GO): cell cortex; microtubule plus-end; nucleus
Molecular function (GO): microtubule plus-end binding
Source: RefSeq, a predicted model, not a curated record